CCAGUGGUGAGCCAGCUCUCAGCUGUCAGAGAACAUUCUGUCUGAAGUGGAGGCACAAGCAGGAUCUCUGUAUUCUUUAUCUGACGCUGCAGCUCUCGUCCAAACCUCAACAUUUAAAGGACUUUCUGUGGCUUUCUGUUUCUACUCAGCUACAACAACUGCCAGACAAGGAGUUAAAAAAGAAGAAGAUAUCCACUAAAACUUGGCUUUUUUAUUCUGUUUCUCUUCUAUUUCCUCCUUGCUGUCUUAAUGCCCACGGCGGUGUGGUCAGGACCAGAGGAGGAUGGGUCCGGCUGUGGAGGCUCAGGCCCAGAAGGCCGUGGAUGCAGAGCAAAAGCAGCAACAGCAGCAGCAGUGCUACAUGGAGAAAGGGGUGAUGCUUGAGCCUUUCCUACACCAAGUGGGGGGACAUUGCUGCGUCCUGCGCCUCGGGGAGCAGACCAUCUGCAAACCCCUCAUCCCCCGCGAACAUCAGUUCUACAAGAGCGUACCUGCAGCAAUGAGGAAGUUUACCCCCCAGUAUAGAGGUGUGGUGUCAGUGAGCUUCGAGGAGGACGAAGAAGGGAACCUUUGCCUGAUUGCUUACCCCAUCCAGAGUGACCCAGCAGAUGAUUUAGAAAACAAGGACCCCUCGGCCGACGGUGAGCCCAAAUGCGAGAUGCUGAUGUGGGGGAAAAUGAUGGCAUCCUGGCCGCUUGUGGACAGCGAAAAUUACAGCAAAGAUGGCAGAAGCCGCCAUUCUUGUAAAGACCAGGACAAGAGUGUUAAUAAGCUGGAGGAGGAGGCCGAGGUGCUCUACUACAGACUGGAGCGCAGUCACAGUAACGCUGUACCACAGCUCAAACACAACCCCUGGACCCAACAGCACCACCUGCAGAAGAUGAAGGACAAAGCCAUGCACUGCAACCAAUACAAAUUCCUCCUGCUGGAAAAUCUGACGUGGCGGCACACGUUGCCGUGUGUGUUGGACCUGAAGAUGGGCACGCAGCAGCAUGGAGAUGAGGUCCCCGAAGAGAAAAAAGCGAGGAAGAUGCACAAGUGCCAGCAGAGUACAGCAUCUGUUUUAGGAGUCUGCCUCUCUGGCAUGCAGGUGUACCGGUGUGACACGGGCCAGCUGAUGUUCAUGAACAAGAUCCAUGGCCGCAGGCUGACUGUGUUGGGCUUCAAGGAGGCUUUGUUCCAAUUCUUCCACAGCGGACGGCGUCUACGAAGUGAACUCUUCUCAUCGGUGCUGUUCAGGCUCAGAGAGUUGCAAGCUGCCCUGGAAACCUGUGAAUCCUAUCGCUUCUACUCCAGCUCUCUGCUCAUCAUCUACGACGGAGCGCCCCACCAAAAACACACGGAGGAUGGCCUCUCGGAAGAAGAAGAAGAGGAUGAAGGUGAGGAGGUGGAGGCUGAACCAGAAAUGGAGGAGGGUAAAGUAGCAGGUGCACUUGGUUUUCCUCGCAGGCCCUCCACGUCUAGCAAUGACAGCACCAGUGGCGGGAGCUCAGGUGUCAGCCAGGCUCGCUUGUCCCUCUCAGACGCUCGUAGCCCCUUGGUGGAUGUGAGAAUGAUAGAUUUUGCCCACACCACCUGCAGACAUUACCACGGGGACAGCGUGGUGUACGAGGGCCUGGACAGCGGCUACAUCUUUGGUCUCCAGCACUUGAUCACCAUCAUCUCCGAGCUGGAGAGCCACAGCACAGACUGAAGACUGACAUGACACACACACACAUUCAGACAUAGAUGCACAGUAACACAGAGGACAAAGAGGAGGACUUGACUACAGAGGCGGAGAGAGAUUUCUCCUUUCCUCUUCAAACAUAGACCUGGCCUGUGAUUGGACCCAGUUCCUGGUUCUGCCGUUGGUGCUUCUCAAUGUUCCUGUUGUUGUGUGUGUCCGUCUUUGGAAUAUGAAAGAGACCUGCACAUAACAUAAACCAGCCGUUUGACUGAUGUAAUCUCUAUAAACAGAUUCUGCAUCUUAUCCGUUGUCAGACUGAUAGCCGAUGGGUUCCCAGAUUGUGACUGAGUGUAGUAAUUUACCCGACGUCAUCAUUCUGUUUAACAAAGUUCACUGUUGGAACAAAUGGGUAGGCAGCAAUUAAAGAAGUUUGAAGUCUUGAGACAGAUCCAGACGAAAUAUUUUCCUAAUGUCCGAUUCCAAAGAAGGUGUCAGCAAUUUGUACGCACAAACACAUCCUGUUGAACAAGUAUGUGGUUGCACUGGUACAGGGUUAUGAGAGAGAGCAGGAGUUGUAUGAGUAUGAGGACAGAGCCAAUAGGAGGAGAGGUCGUGAGCCCACACCCUCCAGUCUUCUUUUUUGCCUGUUCUUUCAGCCAUCCUUCUAUCCCUGUUCAUCUCCACUCAAAGAGACUAUAUUCAUAUAGGUAUCAGGGACAGAUGAUAUAGAGUUAUUUCUUUAUUUGACAUGUUUCAUAAAAUAAACUAAAAGUUCAAAAAAGAAUAUGAAUGAAGAGUACUACAUUCCAUGUUAUUGAUGUUAUAAUAAUGAUAUUAAUUAAUAUUGUUAUUUGACAUCUUUGGUACCUCUAUCUUGUAUGUAUGUGUUGUCCACACUUUGUUGGCAAAGAAAAUAAAGACACUGGUUUGUGUUAA
This is a messenger RNA of Anarrhichthys ocellatus (wolf-eel), 2602 nucleotides long. RefSeq names its product inositol hexakisphosphate kinase 2-like. The transcript has 5 exons. Gene Ontology annotation, cellular component: nucleus; cytoplasm. Gene Ontology annotation, molecular function: inositol hexakisphosphate kinase activity. NCBI's taxonomy places the organism in Eukaryota, Metazoa, Chordata, Actinopteri, Perciformes, Anarhichadidae. The record is from RefSeq and is a predicted model, not a curated record. Gene Ontology annotation, biological process: inositol phosphate biosynthetic process; phosphatidylinositol phosphate biosynthetic process. Bases 284 to 1693 code for a protein of 469 amino acids.